Messenger RNA from Chelonia mydas (Green sea turtle), 8671 nucleotides. RefSeq names its product post-GPI attachment to proteins phospholipase 3 (gene PGAP3). Gene Ontology annotation, molecular function: hydrolase activity, acting on ester bonds. The transcript is spliced from 7 exons. The record is from RefSeq and is a predicted model, not a curated record. NCBI's taxonomy places the organism in Eukaryota, Metazoa, Chordata, Testudines, Cheloniidae. Gene Ontology annotation, biological process: GPI anchor biosynthetic process. Gene Ontology annotation, cellular component: endoplasmic reticulum membrane. Bases 59 to 1123 code for a protein of 354 amino acids.
GAGGCGGCGGCCCCUUCCGGUGCGGCCGGAAGCGGCCGUCCCAUGGUCUGGCGGCGGGAUGGCGGCGAAAGGGGCCGCGCUGCUGCUGCUGCUCGGGGCGGCGCCGGGCCCGGUGCGGGGCUCGCAGGGGGAUCGGGAGCCCGUGUACCGGGACUGCCUGGCCCAGUGCGAGCGGCGCAACUGCUCGGGGGCCGGCCUGCGGCACUUCCGCUCCCGGCAGCCGCUCUACAUGAGCCUGACAGGCUGGACCUGCAGAGAUGACUGUAAAUAUGAGUGCAUGUGGCUUACAGUGGGGCUUUAUGUCCAGGAAGGUUACAGAGUGCCUCAGUUUCAUGGCAAGUGGCCCUUUUCUCGCUUCCUGUUCUUCCAGGAACCUGCUUCUGCCUUUGCUUCUUUCCUUAAUGGACUUGCCAACUUUGUGAUGUUGACUAGAUACAAAGCAUCUGUCCCGCCUUCAUCUCCCAUGUACCACACCUGUAUCGCCUUUGCCUGGGUUUCAUUAAAUGCCUGGUUCUGGUCUACAGUCUUCCAUACAAGGGACACUGAUGUAACCGAGAAAAUGGAUUACUUCUGCGCUUCCACCGUCAUCCUGCACUCCAUCUACCUGUGCUGCGUCAGGACCCUGGGUCUGAAACGUCCAGCCUUUGCUAAUGCCUUUGGGAGUUUUCUGAUCCUCUUCCUGGCCUGCCAUGUCUCGUACCUGACGCUCGUGCGCUUUGACUAUGGCUACAACAUGGCUGCAAACGUGGCGAUCGCAAACAUUCGCCCAGCCCAAAGAGCAAGUCCUGCUUCCUGUGACCCUGAGAUCCUCCGCCCUGUACCGCUUGCCUUCCAGGCCUUCUCAACCUCUUCUGGUGGCUGGGCUGGUGCGUCAGGAACCAGCAGCGCCUCCCGUACGUGUGGAAGUGCGUGGUGGUGGUGCUGCUCCUUCAGGGCCUGGCGCUGCUCGAGCUCCUGGACUUCCCGCCCCUCUUCUGGAUCUUCGACGCCCACGCCAUCUGGCACAUCAGCACCAUUCCUGUCAACGUCCUCUUCUACAGGUCAGCCUCGGGUACGCGGUCUCUGGGGGGCUGUUUGGGUGACAGAACUGUGUAAUUAUUUACCAGGCGACUCCCCCCGUUGAGAUCCAGUCCCUGGAAUGGCUACAGCAAGAACCCAGACAGCCCGGCAAGAAGCUCUGAAACGUAAUCCCCCGUUAUGCAGCCAGGCCGCCAUAUGCUACAGCUCCAUCCGAUCUCGCCAGCUUGACAGGUUUGGGUUAGACGAAGUCACGCCUGGAAAGGGGUGCUUUUGACUCGCUAGAAGACGCUCUCCCUUCAAAGUGGGAACUGUCUCUAGCGUUUGGCAUCCCAACAAGAAGCAGUUUCAUGGUGAGUUCUUCCCAAAUGGGAGCACAGUCCGGACAGGCAGAUCUUACGACCCACCAACACUGAGAGCAGGGAGGAAGGGAGAUCUUGUGGUUAGGCUGCUGGCCUGGGACUCUGGAGGCCACAGCCUCCCUGUUUGAUCUUGGGCAAGUCACUUACUGUCUCUGUGCCUCAGUUUCCCUACCUGUACCAUGGGGGUAAGUGCAUUAACAAGUCUGAGAUGCUCCAGUACUAGGGGGCCAUACAAGUACCUAGACAGUGUGCGGGAUCCCUUAGCAUGAGGGUAAUUCUGCCCCGUUAGUGUCCCACCAGCCCACGUAGCCCAAACCAGUAACCCAGCAGGGAAGCCCCCGGUGCAGAGCCGCCUGUGUCGGCAGCGCAGGAGCAAAUGCAGGGCAAGGACUUGGCGCCGGUCAUGUUUUCAGAUGGAGUAAAUGUCAUGUGAGCUCAUUACAGUUAACAAGCUAACAGGGUGUGAGCUGUUGGAACUAAUUAUGCGCGUGGUGCCCUUUAGAGCACUGCUUGCUGGCAGCCAGGCCUAGCUACCGCUGCAGACAGGAGCUCAGAACUUCACUUCUGCCCGAGGAUGCUCGUGCUGGGUAGGCCUGUUUGGGGGGGUGGGGGCAGUGUUGUGUCCUGUUGUGCAGGAGUCCCUGUCCCCCCCUGCCCCCGCCUUAUCUCUCCCUCCCCAGGAUCUGUAUUUGGACAUCACCCACCCAGUGUGUGUGACUGUCCACCCUAUCCCACCCAAAGAGAAGACGCAUCCCAUUCCCAGAGCUCUCUCCCCCUGCUUCCAGGUCCCCUGACCCGGGUGCCAGCACCCUCAACCUCCUUGCAACUUCUGAUCUGAGUGACAUGGAGUCAGUGCCAAAAUGUACGGUGGAUCCAAAGUGCAGGGGAUUUAGGUUCAGAGCCAUGGCUGGUGUAAUGCUGACUUCCAGCUGCUGAGGAGGGGGCCCUCAGUAGUGAAGACACAAAAUGGUGGGUUCAGAGUGCGGCUGCUGGGAGGAGGUGGUGGCCUGGUACGGGUCAGACUGGGUGACCUGGUGUCCCUUCUGCCCGGGCACGGACUCCCUAUUGCAUUGACUGCAUAUUUCCGACAAAAAAGACCCUUUUCUUUGGAAUUAGCCUGAACUAGCUGCCACUGGAACAGCUUGGGUUCAAGUGGAGCAGUUUCUGGCUAGACCCCCUCCCCGCCACACCACGCUGCCUCUCACCCGCUCACGCUGCUCCCAUUAUCCUUGCAGUUUCCUCCGUGAUGACAGCCUGUACCUCUUGAAGGCAAACUCGGACAUUCUGAAAAUAGACUAAAGCUGUCGGGGAGGGGGCCUGUUGUGUGGAGAGGAGCGAUCCCCUUCCUGAUGGAAACUGUCACGUGAGACCUUCUGAGCUCCUUUCCCAGCAGCAUGCUGGGUCUCAAGGCUCUCGAGAAGCGGUGAUGUUGGGCACUUUCAUUGCAUCCCUGUCCACAAUAUGUGCUGUGCCAAGAUCUGCUCUCUGCCUUCUUUGCCUCCUGGGUGCACCCGAAUCCUGAGUAAAUGUCCCCCUCCGCCGGAGCUGAGUUUUGUUUCCUCUUUUUUUUUGCCUUUAGAAAUUUUAAUUCUAAUCCCAUGACUUGUUCCAUUAGAACAUCAAUGAUCCAUCUCACCCACGCGCUCCCCCCCACACACUGUAAUUAAUGCUCUUCUGAGCUACCGGGCAACAUGGUGCGUUUCCGUUUCCACUGUUACGAAAUCUGUUUGAUUCUCAGCUUGCUGAGGGAUUUCAGACUAAGUGGGAAAUAUUGGAGGGCCAACUGGUGACUCGGUAGACUGGAAGAUGUCGCGAGUACAUGGUGGGGACAUCUGGUCAUAAAGUUGUGUGGCCCACAGGACCUCCGACUCUGCAGUCCGGCACUGCUGAAAUGGAUUAUUGUUAAUAUGUGUAAAUAAGAUGGGUGGGCCAAGGGCAUAUGCUGCUCUGUACAUCGGAUUCACUCGUCCUCUGAGAAUAGAACGUGCGGGACACCUUCUUCAGCAGUUGUGGGGAGGUGGAUCUCCCAGGUUAUUGGGCACUUGGGGUGAAUGUGGGAGGUCUUUGCUGUGCAGAGGGGAUUUUUUUGAAAUGGGAUACUUGGUGCAAUCUUUGAAAAUCUCAGUGCAGUGUGAAAUGUCAGGCUGACUUAUUUUUCCGCUCCUUGACAAACCUGCUCUGAUGAAUCCUGUGUGCCCUAUAGGGGAAAAUGCCCCUUUCCUGCAAGGGGAGGGGGCGUUAAGGACCCCCAGAGAUUCCCUAGUCCCUGCAUGCCACUUUAAAUCACCCACAUGUUGUGGCUAGUGCACCAUCCUUUCUGGCUGUUAAAUGCUGAGAAGGGGCUCCCUGCAGGGAUGAGAUGAGGGCCUCCUGGCUAUAGGUGGGGAGUGACACUCCCCCCCCCACACACAUUAUUCCAGUUGUUGAGGGGAGCAAACGAAAAGAAGAACAGGACCAUUCUGUGCAUAAUGACAUUCCUGGCACCCCCUUUGCAAUUGCAUUAGUCAGUGGCCUGCUGUAUGUUACAGGAUUAGGGUCUUACUGAGCAAAGUGAAAGUCUGAGUGCUCUGGGCUCUGCUCGUAAAAGCAGAGAGACCAGGAAUGUGGCAGAAAGCCGAAGGGAUCAGCAAGUGCCUUCCUGAUUGCCAAAGGAAGUUAAUGAAGUAGAUGAUCGCUCAUCGCAAAAGUUAUGACUAUUGUUGUGUUGCUGUGCCACCACUAGGUGGCGAGCGUUGCCAAACCAUUUAUAUUUCAAACUCUCUCCAUCUCCCUGGAUGAGGCUUGCAGCCGGCCAGCUGGGCUGGUUCGCAUUCGCCCUGGGCUUCGUGCAGACAGAAGUGAAAGCAAUCCAGCAUCGAUGUGCCCUGUGCCACCAGAGCGGACUUGGGACGUUGGCUUGGAGAGACCAUGAAUCUGGGUGUCCUCCAUUGUAUUGUGCUGUACGGUCUCCUAGAGAAUUCAUGCCUUGUGUCUGAAUGGGCCCAGCCUGUGUGUGACCCCGUUAGAGACAGCCAGGCCGUUCCUGGUUCUGUUAAAGGCUUCGAGUUAUUAGCUCAGACUUCUAGUUUGCAUGGGGCUGCAGUGUUUGAUUUGGGGGAGAGUGUGUGUGUGUGGCUUGUUUGCAAAAUUAGAUUUAGUUCCACAGUUAAGAUAAAGUCCAGGUGUGUGAUUUGGGGGAGGGAUCGCACUCCAGUUGGGAAAUGAAUUUUGUUUUUGUGGAUGCAGCCUUGGUUAACCUCCAUGGCUGGGCUGGGCUGCCCACCCAACUCACAGAUGUGAAAUGAGAGAAGAGGGUAAUAUACAAGCUCUUCCAAACAAGGGACAGGAAGCCAAGAACUCACCAGGGACCUGAGCUACAAUGAAUCUGGGGAACUUGGUCCCUUCGCUUUGCGGGGUCAGUGCUGCUUGCUCAUCAGUAAGGACCUGAGUGGUUCCACUGACUUAGCUAGGACUGCCUAAGGCUCUGAUCCAGAGCCCUUUGCAGUCGGUGGACAGGAGGUCAGGCAUCCGUGCUUAGUGGACUGGGCCGUACAGAAGUCUGCAAGGACGAUGGCCUGGAGAACAUGAGCCAAGCUGGGAAGACCUGGCAAGGGGCUACCUCGAAGACUUGUGUUUAUGUUGGCCGCAGUUAGCACAAUAGCUUGUGUUCAGUGGAAGUUAGAGACUAUGGCAGCAUGGUGAUAACCCCAGAGAACUGUUAGUGGUGGCUAACUCUGUGUGUGUGUGUUUGUGUGUGCGUGGGUGCGCAUCCAGAUGUAAUUGACUACAUACCAUUAUGUUUGCCCCUGCUUAGGGGCAGGUGUCUGUCAGUCUGUGUAUCUGUCACUGCUUUGUCUUAUUGUUCAAAAACCAAACUGUUGAACUUAAGUUGCCUGUAACAUCCUUGUCCUGGUGAUGAGAAAAUCUUCUACAGCCCAUAUGUUUGUCCCAGCCUUACAUAUGUGUCUCUCUCUUCUCUUCUGGCUCCCCCUUGUUUAACCUGCCUGUUUUCUUCCCAGAGAAACCACCCAAUGCCCUGGCUCUCCUCCAAUUCCAGAGCUUGUAAACUCCACCGCUGCCCAGCUGCACUGAGCUGCUUAAUGCAAAGAGUGACUUCUGCAUGUUCCCCAGACGUCUGUGGAAAGAUCAGUCCAGACAAGCCACCUUGAAAGCUUUAGGAAAAUUAAAAGUGGAGGCCAGCACAAUCCUGGUCCUUAUCGCUUAUUAGCCCCUGCUCUGAAUUCCAAACACUCUUUAACCUGGUAUCCUCCAUUCAUCUUGCUUUACAGAGAUCCUAGACUAGCCAUACCCCUGGUGCAGGAGCCCGUAACUUUGCAGAGCCAUAUCCAGAAUGAGCGAACGGAGAUGUUGUAUGAUUCCGCACACUUUGUCAUCUGGCUAGCGGAGAAUGCCCUGUCCAGCUAGCUCCUGGGGCAGGGAAAUCUCAAGGUAAACAAGUAGAAUCCUCUUCCUGCCGGAUGAGAGCCGUCUGUGAAGGGGUGCAGUACCCGCUGCACAGGAAGGGCCAUUCCCACGCAGGUGGAUCUGAGCAGCCAAGGCCAGGCUCUCCGUUGGAUCGGCGCUGAAAGUACUAGGCAGGCCAGCUUUCAAGUCAGGCCCUGGAAUUUCAUGUUGGAAGUGGCGUGAUUAGAGACCAUGCACAGCUCUUGAAGGGGGGCAGGGUACAAUUUAAAGAUUUGGAGGGGCGGGGCGCGCCUGCCUCACACGUGUCCUCUGGGCUGAAGAGCAGCAGUAGAGCCAGGAGGGCCAGGGCAGCGGCGAGUGAGCGCCUCAGGGAGCAUCUCAUGGCAGCUGGUCUCCACUGGCAGGGGCUGGCUCCUGGGGGGAUCACCGGUCAGCCCCGGGCUCCUUCGGGGGGAGGCAAGAACACAUCGGGGCACAUCUUGGAGCUGUGCCUCCCACCCUGCCUGGGGAGCGCCCAGCCGUGCAGAGGCGGCCAGGCUCGGGGAGCAGAGGAACUAGCCAGCCAGCCAGCCAGCGCUCCAGCUCCCACAGCCCAGAGAGCUAGUGACCAAAGCAGGCUGGGCAGCUUCCCACCAGCUUCCAAUCCUCCGGCUCCUGGCAGGAGGCGAUGAUGGUUUCCAAACUGUGGGCCCCACGGUUUGAAAACCUGAGUGCUAAAUGGAGGACAGACACCGGGGGGCGGCUCACGUGUCCCCCUGCAUUGCUUCUGGGCGUGAUGUGCACUGAUCAUGAGCAGUGAGAGGGGGCGAGUGGAGCUGAUGGGAUGGCAGCUGGCGCUGGGUGGCUGGAACUGGCUGAAGCUUUUCCCACAUUCAGUGCACUGUAGUGGGGUCCUUCUCUGGCUGAGCCCGGCUGGGCAGUGACAUGUCUGACUCGCUGGGACCUCUCUUGCAGCCAGUGAAUUUACCUGGUCUCUUCCCUGGAGGGAUUCUGUCCCCGAGGACUCGGGGUAUCUUCCUGGCAGUGGCCCAUGCGGUUCCACAAGGCCAGGCCCUCCUCUCGCUCGUCUCCAGUCGCAGUCCCACCCUCCGGCAUGCAGUGGUCCAGAGCUGUGGCUCUCGCCCAGGGGUCUGCCAAAAUACACCAGAGAGCAGGGUUGAAGUUGAAGCCUGAGCAAUUUAGUUUUGAGGGGCCCCCUGUGGCAUCAGGCCCUGGGCCAUGCCCGGCUUGCUACCCCCUAAUGCUGGCCCUAGCUUUUAAUCCACUGGAUAUGCAGUUGUGGCCCAGAUGGGCCAUGGAAUUUUUAAAGCAUGUUGGGGGGUGCUCAGAAAGAGAGGUUGAGAACCCCUGGUCCAGAGAAUGGCUCCUUCACCUUGGUAGAGCCUCCUGCCUUCCUUAUGCUGGGGCUGCAAUAGGCCAGCUGGGCUCGCUUGCCAAGGUCGGCACCAACUGGCAUAUCUGCUGCUUCCUAGGUCGCUGGUGGGCGUUGGCCUGUUACUGGAAGGAGUCGUGAUAGGCCUCGGUACCAUCCUCUUCUGAUAGUGCUGGGACGUGGCUGGGCUUUCCCAGGUGGGGGUGGGGCUGAUGCCAGCAUUCCCUCCUGGCACGGGGCCUCCUGACACUCCAGCCCCUGCUCUGUCCCCUGAGACUGGCCUAGCAGGACUUCCCUUGCUUCCCCCACUUCCUGAAGAGCCAGCGUCCCUUCUUCCCACUUGCUCCAGGGCUUGGCACCUGCUCUGCAGGCCCAAGGCUCUGACCUCCCCUUUCCAUCCAGCCCAUCCCAGGGCUUUGCCUUAUUCCAGCCUGGUCUCCUGUAGUCACUGUGCUCCGAGUCUCGGGGGAAGCUUCUCUGGAAAAAAAUGCCCUGUCUCUGGUUUUAAACCUUAGUUUUCCUUAUUCACUGUGUGUGCGCGUGUGCUGGAGCAGAUAGUUUUCGGGCCAGUUUAAAAACUCCUGUUGCACUGGGAGGCCUUGAUCCAUGAGCCCCUCCCUCCCCGUGGCUUUCCACCAGAGUGCUGAACCCGAGCAAGGAGGAGGCAUUUGGUGUGAAGCUGUAGUUAGCAGGGUUGUAAUGGAGACUUCUCAUGGAAAUUCUUGCCAAGAACAGACUGGCUGUGUGGGCAGUGGUGUACAACAGGUGAUCGUACAGUGAAAGCAGGUGAAGUUUCGUGUGUGUGUGUGUGUGUGAGAGAGAGAGAGAAAUGAUUGACCUCGGCCGCAAAAGCAGCUUGUGGCCUCUGAGCGCUCUGUGCCAACUUCUUGCUGAAAAGUCCCAGUGGGUAAUUUUAGAAGUAGAAAACAAACAGCACAUCCUCCCCAGAUAGCUUCCAGCCAACGCAGCACAUUGUGUGCUCGCUCGCUGGCCUUUCACCCUCGUAGCUAUCACCAGAGCCUGGCAUCUGUUUUUCACAUGGAAAGUGACCGGACAUUCUACUGGCAUCACCCCUGCCAGCCACUUCAGCUGGGCUUGGUAAUAGAAUUUCCUGAAGGUGACCCGAAAGUGCGGUUGGUGGGAGCAGCUGCUUUGCUGCGGGGGAAAGGGGGAGAGCAUAGAUUUGUGGGUUUCUUUUUCCUCCUCCGUUUCCGAGGAUAUUUCCUUCUCUGGUUAUACAGGUGAUGGGUUGGGAUAAUCUGUAUAUAUCAUGGUAAUAAGGGAAUGGGGGCAGAUUUUUUAUCACUGUACAGCCCACACACCUGUCGUGUGGGGAGGUGACUGUGACUAACGUGUAUUCUGUUGCUGUUUCACUUCUUAAAUCAGCUCUUUGGAGCGUGAUCGGUUCAUUGUAUUAGACUUGGGUCAAGUCGGCGAUUAUUGUAAACGGUGCAAAUGAACCUUUGUCUGUGUUGUUGUCCUGGUUUCUCUGAGAAUAAAAUUGUAAUUAAUCUAA